AUUUACUUUACAGAAUUUGCUUAGCAAACCCAAAGAGAAAAAGAAAAGAAAAAGAAAAACCAAUCAUGAGAGCACUACUUCAACUUGGUAUUCUUAGUAUUUUAGCCUUUCUGUCUCUAAUUUUUCUUUUGUCCAUCAAUCCCAGUGAUGAAGACAAUAAUGGAGUUGUUCAAGAAGAUAUAGGAGUGUGGGUGAGGAAGAACCAUCUUUUGUUGCCAUCUUUGCAGUGGAAGCAUGUUACUCCUCCCUCGCCCAACUCCGGGACCAACUCAAUUGGUCAAGUAGAUGAAAAGAAUUUCGUGGGUUUGAAGCCCAAAACGAAACAUCUUUUGCUACCAUCUCUGCAGACGGGCGGUGUUCCUCCGCCCGUACCCAAUCCUGGAAGCAACAUAGUCCCCCCUCCACUUAAUGAAAAGAAUUUCGUGGGUUUGAAGCACAAAAAGAAACAACUUUUGCUACCAUCCCUACAGACGGGCCGUGUUCCUACUCCAGGACCCAAUCCUGGAGGCAACAAUGCAGUCCCCCCUACACUUAAUGAAAAGAAUUUUGCGGGUUUGAAGCACAAAAAGGAACAUCUUUUGCUACCAUCCCUACAGACGGGCGGUGUUUCUCCUCCGGGACCCAAUCCUGGAGGUAACAAUGCAGUCCCCCCUACACUUAAUGAAAAGAAUUUCGCGGGUUUGAAGCCCAAAAAGAAACAUCUUUUGCUACCAUCCCUACAAACUCGCAGUGUUCCUCCUCCAGUACCCAAUCCUGGAAGCAACACAGUCCCCCCUACACUUAAUGAAAAGAAUUUUGCUGGUCCAAAGUCAAGAAACCAACAUGUUUUACUACCAUCCUUAGCAAAUGGCCUUAUUCCUCCUCCAUCACCCAACCCCGCAGGAAACUCAAUUAGCCCUACAGUUAAGGAAAAGAGCUUUGCAGGUUUGAAGUCCAAAAAGAAACAUCUUUUACUACCAUCCCUGAUAAGGGAAACAGUCACACCUGCAAGAACAAACCCUAGCCAAAGAAAGAACUUUGUAGCAAGGAAAAUGGCUAAUGGUCAUCCUCCACUGGCUACAUAUAUCUUGAAAGGCUACCUGCUAAGUUAAUGGUAUUACACAAGGA
Messenger RNA from Ipomoea nil (Japanese morning glory), 1107 nucleotides. Its product is annotated as formin-2-like. The coding region runs from base 66 to 1091 and encodes 341 amino acids. The transcript is spliced from 2 exons. The record is from RefSeq and is a predicted model, not a curated record. NCBI's taxonomy places the organism in Eukaryota, Viridiplantae, Streptophyta, Magnoliopsida, Solanales, Convolvulaceae.